Exophiala oligosperma is the source of this 543-nucleotide messenger RNA. RefSeq lists its product as uncharacterized. The record is from RefSeq and is a predicted model, not a curated record. Bases 1 to 543 code for a protein of 180 amino acids. The transcript has 3 exons. Lineage: Eukaryota; Fungi; Ascomycota; Eurotiomycetes; Chaetothyriales; Herpotrichiellaceae.
AUGACGUACGCAACAGAAAAACCAUACCCGAGUAGUAGAAAGUCCUUUACUGGGAAGAGAAAACCGGUGCGCUACUGGACCUCCGACGACCGUGCCGCCCACCGCGUCUUCAAAGAUAAGUCGGCAGGCUUUGAACGACGAUCUUAUUUUGCCAACGUUGACUUCGACCCGACGACUGAACAAACACACGAUCGUUCACGAGAGCCUUACACGGCACAAGCAACAACGAGAAUUAUCUGGGAACAAGGUGGCAGCGGCGGCGAGGAUCAAGAGGAGUUCUUCCGUGAGUCAAAUGUCAAUCAGCUGCACAUCCAACCAGAAGAAAUCAUAUACGGCGAAGAUCAGGACGAGUUGACCAAUACAGAUCAACGAUACAUGCGACCGGUUGAAGAGGCCACAUAUAUCACACGCGACGACGAGGCCGAGGCUAGUUCUUUCCAUCAUCCGAAUUCCAUCACACAAUUGCCGCUGACGAUCGACGAGAACGAUGUUGCCCUACACGACCGAAAUUAUCACUUCAUUAGACCACCAGGCGUAUUAUGA